Molecule: messenger RNA, 2716 nt
Organism: Scatophagus argus
Lineage: Eukaryota; Metazoa; Chordata; Actinopteri; Scatophagidae
Product: contactin-5-like
Exons: 10
Coding region: 136-2079 (647 amino acids)
Source: RefSeq, a predicted model, not a curated record
CCUCAAACUGACCAACAGUCCUCUGUGUCUCUGAAGGAAACUACUGUUGAUUCUUUCAGAAACACAGCAGUUGGACUGAGGUCACUCGUUUAAUUCAAUCAACUUUCUGAUUAGAAGCUGAAGACGACGACCACCAUGUUGUUGGCACAAGCUGGAUGUGUUUUCAUGGGCUUCAUCCUGUACAUUUCAGGGGUUCAGGGACAAACAAGCAGCAUCUGUGCAUUCAAAGGUUCAUCAGUGGAUCUGACCUGCUCACCUCAACAUCCCACUUCACCCAUGAAAUGGUACACUGUACACUGGAAUGGAUCUGCAUAUGUUCAGAAUGAACUGGCUGCAGAUGGAAAUCGUGUAACGUACAACAUGUCUGAAGAGAAUCACCCAACUCUAACAAUCAAAGAUGUGAGAGAAAGUGAUCAAAACAGUUAUUGCUGCGGAGAGAAAACCCAGCCAACCCGCUGCUGGUACGAUCAGAUUCAGCUUCGUGUUACAGAGCUGCAGGUGAAGGUGAUUCCCACCACAGAGGGACACACAGUAACACUGAUGUGUAGCACCAGCUGUCCUCUGAAUGAAAACCCUGCAGCCUACAUGUGGUACAAGAACAGAGAGUUUCUCUAUCAGGACUGGUCUCCCUGGUACCAACAGCUGGUCAGCAGUGAGGAAGCAGUCAGAUACUCCUGUGCUAUCAAAGGCUACGAGGAUCUCAGAGCCCCUGAAGUCUCAGUGGAUUCUGUCACAUCAAGCUGCUUUAAGGUGACCUAUGCUGGAGGCACAAUGUGUUCUUCUCAGCAGACAUCAGUGGAUGAGCCCUGCUCCAUCACAUAUCCAACAGACAUACAUGUUCAGAGGAGUCCUGCAGCCUUAUCAGACCACAUCAGACUGACCUGUAACACCAGCUGUCCUCUCACUGCCUUCAUAUGGUAUAAGAACAGACUCUUACAAAGACACUCUGAGAAAUCCCAAAUUUUGGUUCCCAGCUCCUCUGGUGACAGCUUCUCCUGUGCUGUUAAAGGCCACGAAGAUCUGCUCUCCACUGCAGUCUGUGUCGUGGACAACAACUGCUGGAGUGUGAAUUAUGUCAGCAGGAGAAUCUGCGCUCUGAGAGGCUCUUCAGUCAACAUUUCAAGUGAAUAUUCUCAUCCCAACCAGCAGCCACCAAAAUCUAAAUCCUGGUAUAAAGUAAAGAGAAGUGGGACAGAAGGAGAUGAAGAGCAGAUGAAGGCUGCAGGUCGAGUGAGUUACCACGACAACAUGAAGAACCUCCACAUCCUGACAAUCACUAACCUGACUGAGAAUGACUCAGCAGAAUACACAUUCAGACUCCAGAAAGAUGAGAGCGGAUGGACACAGUCUGAUUUUCCAGUGACUUUGGUUGUCACAGGUGUGAAAGUGGACUUCAGUCCUUCUGCAGUGGUGACAGAAGGUCAGAGAGUCACACUGACCUGCAGUACCACCAGCUGUCCUCUGACUGACGACACAAACUACAUCUGGUACCUGAACAGUCAACCUCUGACCCUGCCACAGGACCAAAGCAAACACCUGCUUCUAGACCCAGUCAGCAGGCAGCAUGCAGGAAACUACUCCUGUGCUGUCAAAACCCUCCAGAUCAUCAGCUCUCAUGAAAACACUCUCACUGUCCAAAGUGUAGCAGGAAACUGGACAGCAGCAGCUGCAGGAGUCGGUGCUGCUCUCCUGGUUUUAACAACCUCUGCUGUUUUCUGGUGGAUUUGGAGAAAGAGGACUUCAGCUCAGUUUCCUCAGCAUGAAUCAACAGACAACAUGGAGCAGAUAAACCCUGGUCCUUUGUAUGAAAACAUAUCAGCUCCACGAGCAGAGCCAGAGCAGCUUUACUAUGAGACAGUCCACUUUUCUAAGACCCAGACAGAUCGCUCCACUGUCCAACCACGUCAGCCCCAAGAACAGGAGCUCGUAACUUAUGCCGUGGUCAACUUUGGAUCCAGCAGGACCCCUGAGCUAAUGUGGACCAGGAGUCCCCAAAAAUCCCUGAGCCUCACAAGCAAGUGUUUGUGUAGAAACAGUAAUGCCUCAUAUCAGCUGUGUGCUAAAAAGACAAAUGUGUAAAUCAUUGCCUGAGUCAAACCGUCAUUGUGUUGUGAGUGACACAAUAAAGCUGGUCUUUACACAACAAAAGUGUCUGGAGUUCUGACCUCUUCAGACUUUCUUCUCUUCUCAAACAGAGUCUGAUUUGCAGUGCCGGUUGUUUGACAAUGAAGAUGACAACUCCUAUGCUGCAUACGUCUUUUGACGUGUUGUUAUUACUGACAGACUUCAUUGUAGCGGAAGCCACACACUGUGUUUUCAAACUACAAAAUACAAAUUGGUUGCUGAUUUCAUUUUAGUGUCAAGUCCAGCAAGUCCAGCUGUGUUUUUAUUUACUUCCCUGCUGCAUUUUAAAUGUGAUUAGACAGGUGUGACAAGGAGACACGUCCCAUAUGGCUCAUAUUCCCAUAGAAAUCAUCUGUCCCUGUCCUUUCACACUAUUUUGCAUGACUGGAGCCUGUCCCAGCUGAAAACAGGCAAGAGGCGGGGUACAUCCUGGACACACGCUCACACCGAGGGGCGCUUCGUCACAGUGAAUGUGUGGAGUGGUUUCUUUUAAAGAUGUCUAAAUUUGGUAAGGUCUUGACGUCCGAGGGUCACCGGUUCGAAUCCCCCACCAGACAGGCAGGAAAAAUUUGGGUGUGGUGGAGUGAUUGAU